Molecule: messenger RNA, 2091 nt
Organism: Xyrauchen texanus (razorback sucker)
Lineage: Eukaryota; Metazoa; Chordata; Actinopteri; Cypriniformes; Catostomidae
Exons: 13
Coding region: 1-2091 (696 amino acids)
Molecular function (GO): protein binding
Source: RefSeq, a predicted model, not a curated record
AUGGGAGGGCACGAGAGGCUGGACCUUCCUCAGAAAGAGGUCGAUCUUAGAACGCAGCGUCUGGAGAUUCAUGCCCUUGUAGUGAGGAGCAGUCUGUCUCCAUUAGAGCUGAUCAUGUGUGGGCACGGCCCAGAUAACACAGCAAUGAAUGCAGCAUUUGCUGUUGGUCUUCUGUGUGAGAGUGGACAGAACAAGACCCUCAUUCUGAGAGAAGCUAAAGAGCAUGAGCUGGUUAGCAGACUGCAGGCUCUGCUAUCUACUACGUCAGGAGUUGAGAUGGAACAAACCGCAUGUUUUGGAAUGAGUUGCUUAGCAAACGGUGAAGAUGGUCAUGCUCUAUUGAUGGAGAGCACCUCAUGUACUGCUGUGCUGGAUGGUCUUUUACAACUGCUGCACAGUACAGACCCAGACACUGUCUGGUUUGCUGCUAUGACAGUAAGAGUGUUGGUGUCCCGGCCAAGGGGAGUGGUGCUAAUCAGAAUGCACUGUCCUCUACAAGCGCAGUUGAAGUUGCUCUCGAUGUCCUCAUCCACUGAGCCAGAACUGCAUGAGGAAGUCAUCAUGUGCCUCAGGAGACUGGAGUGUUUGCCCAAGCCAGCAUCAGUAACAGUUACAAACCUGUCAUCAACGGCCUGCACUGUAUCAUGGGACAAGUGUGAGCCUGAGAGCGGCCUGGAGGUCAUUUACAGUCUCUUUGACAGAGAUGUCAUGCUGUACCGUGGCCCAAUGUGUCAGGCGACCUUACCUGUUUCUACCAACCAAUCAAAGAAUUCCUUCUCUCUGCGCCACCACCUGUCUACACCUGAUGGUGACAUCAGUCCCUUCAGUGAAGCUGUGGAUGUUACUCUAGAGCAGCUGGAUGCCAAACUCAGACCUCCACGGGAGCUCAGUGUGAUUGGCUGCACAGCUACACAAGUACACCUACGCUGGUUAGAGCCGGAGGGAGAGAUCAAACCCAAAUCAUACCAAAUCUAUUGUAAUGACACACUUGUGAAGACCACUACUCUGCAAGGGGCUGUAGUGAGUGGUUUAUCUCCUAGUACCUCCUACCAGCUUAGCGUGAGUUCCCUCGGUCCAGGGGACGCACAGAGUCCUAGAGCAGGAUCUGAGGUGAGGACAGCGGACGAUCAGGAUCAUGCUCCAUCCAGUCUGACCAUAGCUGUCCUGGGACGUCACGAAAUACAGAUCAACUGGAGAGCUCCAGUCGUACCUUUAGGGAGACUCUUCAAAUAUGAGCUCAGUCUGAAUGGAUGUGUAACAUACCUGGGCACAGAGCGGGCAUACACUGCCCGCCGUUUGUCCGCUAACACAGCCUACACCUGCAUUAUAACAGCCAUUACCUCCAGGGGGCGCUGUCAGAGCAGACCAGUCACAAAGAAGACUGCUCGGGAUGAAUACCUGCACUCAAACAGGUAUUUGCAUUCCUCUACCCAUCAGACUCACUCAAAACCCCCCACUCCUUCUCCAAGCAGCCAAGAGAGGAGUGAGGUCAGAAAGAAGGCCACGAAUUCACCAGCUAUACUUGGACAUAAACCUACAGUUCACUCCAACACAGGCCAGCACAGAGCCUUUGACCUCAGAAAACACACACACAGGCGAUCAGCCGUCCAGAUGCAUAUUCCAAAAGGAAACAAAUCUUCCAAUCGCACAUCAAAGACUGACAAAGAGAGUCCAGCUGUUGUGUUUCCUGAGAGCUCUAAUGACCAUCUCAUGGUUUCUUACUGGGAACAAUCUGAUAGCACACAUCGGUCCCAGACCCAGUCGUCCACCCCAGGGGACCUCACACACCAGAAGGCCAUGAUCACCCCAGUCAGGCGGCUACAGCGGAGCUCAGGCAGAAAUGUUCCCAUUGACCGAGAAAAACUUCCAUGCAUCAGCAAACAAAUUUCUGAGGAUGUGAGAUUGCUCCAACCUGUCUCAUUCAGUUGGUCUAAUCUGGAAUGGACAAAGCAACAUCAAAACAAAGCACAAAGGGACAAAAAUAAAACCAUUUGGAAGGGCCAAUGUCAACAAAAACAAAGACAUGAACCAUCACACACCAAAACUCACAUAACAAAUGGAGGGUCUCUACAACACCACAACCCCCCAUAG